UCUCCUCCGUGCAGUUCGCGUGCCAUUCAGUCGUGCGCGCAGCGUUCACAGUCCGGUCCUGUCCGCGGUGCUGUGACAUUGGUUCCGGGCGGAGAUGUCGGCCAGACCGGGUUAUUAUCGGCAGGAGCUGAACAAGACCGUAUAGGUUCCCGAGCGGUACCAGAACCUGACUCCAGUCGGCUCGGGGGCCUACGGCUCCGCUUGCUCGGCAUAUGAUGUGCGGCUGAGGCAGAAGGUGGCGGUGAAGAAGCUGUCCAGGCCGUUCCAGUCCCUGAUCCACAGCCGCCGUUCUUACCGAGAACUCAGACUGCUUAAACACAUGAAACACGAGAAUGUAAUCGGUCUGCUGGACGUCUUCACGCCCGCCGCGACGCUAGAGGACUUCAACGAAGUCUACCUGGUGACCAACCUGAUGGGGGCGGACCUCAACAACAUCGUCAAGUUUCAGCGUCUGUCCGACGAACACGUGCAGUUUCUGAUUUACCAGCUGCUGCGCGGCCUCAAGUACAUCCAUUCAGCGGGGUUGAUCCACAGGGACCUGAAGCCCAGUAACGUGGCAGUCAAUGAGGACUGUGAGCUGAGGAUCCUGGACUUUGGCUUGGCCAGACAGACGGAUGAAGAGAUGACAGGCUACGUGGCGACUCGCUGGUAUCGAGCGCCAGAGAUCAUGCUCAACUGGAUGCAUUACAAUCAAAACGUUGAUAUUUGGUCGGUGGGAUGCAUUAUGGGAGAGCUUCUGAAGGGAAAGGUCCUGUUCCCUGGAAAUGACUAUAUCGACCAGCUGAAGAGAAUCAUGGAGGUGGUCGGGACUCCCACCCCCGAGCUCCUGAAGAAGAUCUCCUCUGAACAUGCUCAGAAAUAUAUCCAGUCUCUGCCCUUCAUGCCCCAACAAGACCUGGAGAAGAUCUUCAGAGGGGCAAAUCCAUUAGCCGUGGACUUGCUGAAGCGCAUGCUGGUUCUGGACUGCGAUGGGAGGAUAUCUGCCAGUGAAGCUCUGUCCCACCCUUAUUUUUCCCAGUACCACGAUCCGGAUGAUGAGCCCGAGGCCCUGCCAUACGACCAGACGCUGGAGAGCAAGGACCGCACCCUCGAGGAGUGGAAAGAGCUGGUAUUUGAAGAGGUGAACAGUUUCAAAGGGCCGGUCAACAAGACAGACAGCCUUCAGGUGGAGCAGUAAGCCCCACCCACUCUGCCCCGCCCACCCCCACUUAUAGAGGGAUUACCUGCCCUGUCAAUCAGUGUGUGUGUGUGUGUGUGUGUGGCAGGAGAAACUGCAAACCAACUGGAGGAGAGGACUCUGCAUUCCCUGGUUACAACACCUCCCACUUGACGCCACCGUUUCUUCAUCUGAUUGGCUGACAUGGGGUUGAUUGGCGGGGCGGGGUUGGCUAGCAUCUGCUGGAACGGAAAGUGCACAAUGAAAUCACAGUUUCAGAACCGAAGCUUUAAAAAGGAGCUUUUCUGUCGGGCAAGUUGCUUCCUCUCAUGGCUCCGCUCAUUCCAGGAAGGAUAGCUAUCCUGCAAAACCGCGAAAUGCGAGUUUAACCUUGGCCUGGUCGAAGGAAGACAGAAUGAGCAAGGAAUCAUGGGAAGAACCAACUUCACGGAGAAGAACUCAGUGUUUACGGACUCUUGACAGAGCGACGGCAAGGGUAGACAAAAAGACGAAUCAAGCAAACAAACAAGCAAACAAAUGCCGUAUAUCAGGAAAUCCAAAGCUAGGGGAGCAUUUUUUUCUGGCUCCGCACCAUCAAGACCGAUGCCAGAAGCAGUCUGUAACGAUCACGGAUGAAACGACUCGCUAGCCCUUGGCUAACAGGUCAGAUCCUUUAGUUGACAGGUUAACGUAGUCGCCCGUGGUACGGGAGACCCGGGUUCGCAUCCUGGCUGCGGCAGCUCCCGGCUGCCCCCUGAAUUUGCUACAUUGGUGUCAAAAGUGGGACGGUGAGGCCAUCGGAAGUGCGUGCGCCCAAAGGCGUGAGGGAGCUGGUAUGCUGAAGCGCGAGGACACGCUUCCUGAAUGAGGCGGGUAGUGUAACGAUCACGGAUGAAUACACUAGCUAGCCCUUGGCUAACGGGUCGGACCCUCUAGUCGACUCAAUAAUGUUGUCGCCAAUGGUGUGGGAGACCCGGGUUCAUGUCCUGGCUGAAGCGGUUCCCGGCUGCCCCCACCGAAUUCGCUACAAGUCAUUACAAAGGACUUUUCAUCAAUAUACUAAAUUUAAAUUCAUGAGCCAGGGAACACUAUCAGGCCACAUGACGUUACCUCAUUGAAAUGCUUAGUAGUUAUUCAGCAUACUGCUGCAUGGUUUUUUUUCAGUAGAUUUUAUCAUAUAGCAUAUUACUUGUACUUUAUUAUAUUUAAUGUGACUGCUUCUUGCAUCUGCCUAAUCUGUAUGAAGACAAUUUAUGACCGAUGGUCAAACUGAGGUUUGGAAAAGAACUGCGACCAACUUUUAAGUCAAAUGUUCAACAUGGGCCAGGGGAAAAAUGUUAUCUUGGGUAAAAAUCCUUCUUAGUCUGAUCACAAAACAAGACAUGCCCAUUUUGGGGAGGUCACGAACAUCCCCCUGAAGCUAAAACAAUUCCAGUCCACCAUAAAUAUGCUUACUGUAUGACCUAGCUUCUCGUAUAGCUACUGCUGGCAUCACCUGCUUAUGAUCGCUCAUCCGCUUCAGCCUCCGUCUUAUAAACAGUGCUGGUACGAGGCUGUGCAACUAAAACCUAAUAAGACAAAGGGACUAACAUCAUAUCGCACGAUGUUACUUUCAUUAAUCUGACUGGCCGAAGACGAAUUACAGACAUGCUGCUACCGCCCGUAAAGCACCGCUAUCCAUGCUUCUGGGUUCGUGUGGUAAGUAAAUGCUAACCAGGGAGCUAAAAAGUGCAUUUUUUUGGUUUGUUUUCAUGUGUUUUUAUUGUUUUAGUUUAUAAUUCUUGUGUAUAUAUAUAAACUUGUUUGGGCAAAACACUUUGCAGUCAGCAUACACUCGCCAUACUGUUGUAUAGAGGUGAUCAAUACCUUUGAUCGGCACUCACACCUGUUAGCAAUGCCACUGCAUACCAAGAACUUGUAAUAUUAUCAAGCGUGUUGUCAUUUUGGUGUUCCGAUAUUGGAUUCUGGAUCCAUCCGCAUUUCGAUGGGAAAAAAAAUGCAAAGGUGUGUAAAAACAUAACCUCUAGGUAGUCUAUGUCUGGUAUUAUUAUGUUGUCUGUUCUGCUUUUGGUUAUGCAGUUCUCUGUUGAGAGCGAGUCUGGUUGGCUCUGAAGUCGCAUUAAAAAAAGCGGGGGAAAAAAUCAUUCGUAUUACCCGGCUGAACAUAAUUUAAUGCAAUCGUUUCUGUUUGGUUCCUCUGACUCUUCCCUCCACUGCGCCCCUCUUGGCAGAAAUCCUUGUUGAUAUUAGGCCCUUUUUUAAUUUAAAGGUGAAAACAGAAGCAGCAAGAGGGCUGAAAACUGUUACGUAUCCGGGCUAACGUUUUGCUCAUUUGCAGGACAGCUGUGUCAGACAAGGCCGAUGCAAAACAUCCACGCCAUAGCUGUUUGCAUUUUAGUUUUUAUAAAUAUAUUGAGUAGUUUAAACCAGGGGUCCCCGAACUUUUUCAUGUUGUUACCCACAUGUGGAGAUGCUUUCUGGCCCUGGACACACCAAAUAUUUGGUGUUGUAGAGUAAGAAAUAAAUUCUCAUUACCUGUCCAAAAGUGAGAUAAUCAACAAUCCUCUCUAUAUUGUUCAUCGGUGCAGUAUUCCCCAUUACUCCCCAUGAAAUGCAACAUAUUAGUCUUCAACCAUGGCCCACUAAUGAUCAAAUGAAACUGACAAGGCGCGUCACAUUCAACAUUGUGUUUAUUAUGGACAUUAUAGUUUGUUUUAUAGUUUUAAACAUGGUUAUCGCGGUCACCUCACAGCAAGAGGGUCCUGGGUUCGAGCCCCGGGGUAGUCCAACCUUGGGGGUCAUCCCAGGUCAUCCUCUGUGUGGAGUUUGUAUGUUCUCCCCGUGUCUGCAUGGGUUUCCUCCCACAGUCCAAAGACAUGUAGGUCAGGUGAAUCGGCAGACUAAAUUGUCCCCAGGUGUGAAUGUGUCGGCCCUGUGAUGGACUGGCAGCCUGUCCAGGGUGUCUCCAUGCCUGCUGCCCAAUGACUGCUGGCGUAGGCUCCAGCAUCUCACAACCCGAAUUCGGAUAAGCGGCUUGGAUAAUGGAUGGAAAGAUGGUUUAAACAUGUGAUGGCUGCACCAUGUGUCUUCUAUUCAACAUCCUUUUAAGGACAGAGUGAUGAGGAAAAAACAACCCACAAGUCCUGUUCAUCUUGCCAUAGAUGAAAAAACAAAUCCCGGUGACUCAAAGUGAUUUCAUUACUUUGCAGAUUCAUUGGUUUAAUUCAUAUGUUGGAAAUUAGAGGUGGAUUGGGAAGGUUGGGCAAUUUUUAUCUACUUCAGGACGCAGUCAUUCCAAACUCAUUCUACAGGGUACACGCUGGAAUACUUACAUGUAGCUUAUUUGUGCAAGUUGUCCAAUAAUAACCACAAAAUGUCCGAUUUACAGCGUAAAUGGUCCAAAAUCUUCACAGUCGGCGUGUGUUAGAACCUUGUUAAUUCAUUUGAAUGUUUAUAGUGUUAUUUACACACGUUGAUCCUGUACGUGUGGUGGAUUUUGACUUGCAACUGUGAAUGUACUGUAUACAGAUAUGUCUGUUAUAAGUGAGAGGUUUAUUUUGACUACUUAUGGUAUGCCAUGAGUUUCAAUCACUAACCUGAAUGUCAACACUUGGUUUGCAACUUUGAAAAAUAAAAUA
Messenger RNA from Lampris incognitus (smalleye Pacific opah), 4794 nucleotides. RefSeq names its product mitogen-activated protein kinase 11-like. NCBI's taxonomy places the organism in Eukaryota, Metazoa, Chordata, Actinopteri, Lampriformes, Lampridae. Gene Ontology annotation, biological process: protein phosphorylation; intracellular signal transduction. Gene Ontology annotation, molecular function: ATP binding; MAP kinase activity. Gene Ontology annotation, cellular component: cytoplasm; nucleus. The record is from RefSeq and is a predicted model, not a curated record.